ACUAUACCAGAAGCUGAAUUAUCUGUAGGUUAAUCGUCUUACAGCUACUUCUUUUACUUAUGCAGAUAGAUGCUUAGAUAUUAUGAUAUUUUUCCAGUUGCAGUGGAAGAAAGAAGACAUUUUGUCAAGGUUUCUGCAAAUAUCUGGUACAAAUCCAAAGUAUUUGCGCGAUAUAAUAUUGAACUUCAUAAUAGCAGGCAAAGAUACAACAGCAAUUACCCUUUCUUGGUUCAUCUAUGUGCUAUGCAAGCACCCUCAUGUACAGGAGAAAGUAGCACAAGAGAUUAAAGAAUCAACAACCGAGAAAGAAAAUGCAACAGAUAUAACAGAUUUUGCUGCCAAUGUGAGUGAAGAUGCCCUAGAAAAGAUGCAAUGUCUUCAUGCAGCACUGACAGAGACUAUUAGGCUCUAUCCUGCAAUUCCAACGGAUCCAAAAAUAUGCUUUUCGGAUGAUACCUUACCAGAUGGAUUCAGUGUGAACAAAGGAGACAUGGUGUCUUACCUACCAUAUGCAAUGGGAAGAAUGAAAUUCAUAUGGGGUGAUGAUGCAGAAGAAUAUAAACCAGGGAGAUGGCUUGAUCACGAUGGUUUCUUCAGGCAUGAGAGCCCCUUCAAAUUUACUGCUUUCCAGGCAGGGCCGAGGAUCUGA
Solanum tuberosum (potato) is the source of this 649-nucleotide messenger RNA. Its product is annotated as cytochrome P450 704C1-like. Bases 83 to 649 code for a protein of 188 amino acids. Lineage: Eukaryota; Viridiplantae; Streptophyta; Magnoliopsida; Solanales; Solanaceae. Gene Ontology annotation, molecular function: heme binding; monooxygenase activity; oxidoreductase activity, acting on paired donors, with incorporation or reduction of molecular oxygen. The record is from RefSeq and is a predicted model, not a curated record. The transcript has 3 exons.